AAAUCAGCAUGAUAAAAGAGUUCCUGGUCAACAGUGAGGUGGAGCUUUGAGGGAAAGUAUCUCUGCGUGACUUGUGAGCAGUGGGUGAAAGUCCCCCUGCUCAUUACUGCUUCAGCGUCUCUGUCUUACCUGUCUGCUGGCCAGUCAUCCUCCCUCUCCGCCCAUUCAUUCUCAAUCCCACCACAUGUCUCCUCCUUCCUGACCAGGUCAUAUAUAAUGGGGAUGCCACAGGGAUUUCACUUCUCCUCAAGGACAUUAUAUUUGUUUCCUGUUUUGAGGGUUAUGACUGAGAAUUCAAAGAAGUUCAGGAGCAGCACUUUAAUUGUUUGAAGCUGAGCAUCAAGUGUCGAUGUCGCCGUCUCUGGCCAGAUCGGCUCCAAGCGAGCUCAACCAUUGGUGGAGCCAGCUGAGGUUUCGCCUUCAGAACAAGAAAGGAUGGAACGAGAUGUUGGAUGAGACUUUUCUGAACUUCACCAAAAACAUAAAUGACAUUCCUAUCUUCUAUGCGGCUAAAAACAACAGUGUUGGUUGCAUCAAGAAACUGCUAAGCUGUGCAUCCACCAACAUCUUUGAAAGAGGGGCCCUCGGUGAGACAGCCCUUCAUGUUGCCGUGAUGAACGACAACCUGGAUGCAGCCGUGGCCCUAAUGGACGGAGCUCCUGAGCUCAUCAACGAGCCCAUGACCUCUGAGCUUUUUCAAGGUGUUACUCCUCUCCAUAUUGCUGUGGUGAAUCAGAACAUCAAUCUGGUUCACCAUCUGAUCAUCCGUGGCAGCGAUGUCGCCACACCCCGAGUCACCGGUUUGUACUUUAGGAAGCGGAUAGGAGGUCUUCUGUACUAUGGUGAGCACAUCCUGUCUUUUGCUGCAUGCGCUGGGAAUGAGGACAUUAUAAACAUGGUGAUUGAUGCAGGAGCCAGCACCAGAGUCCAGGAUUACAGAGGCAACACAUUGCUUCACAUUUUGGUUCUGCAGCCCAACAAGACGAUUGCCUGCCAGGCCAUUGACCUGAUUGUGGCACGCGAUGCAGAGAUGGACCAGUCAGUGUCACUCGACCUGGUGCCCAACUACAGAGGCCUCACGCCUUUUAAACUGGCAGCCAAAGAGGGAAACACCGUGGUAUUUCAGCACCUGGUUAUCAAAAGGCGUGUGGUCCAGUGGAGUCUGGGCCCUCUGAGCUCUCACCUGUACGACCUGACAGAGAUCGACUCCUGGGCCGACAGCAUGUCGGUGCUCGAGCUCAUCGUUUCCAGCCCGUGCAGAGAGGCAAGAAGGAUUCUGGAGGUGACUCCUGUGAGGCAGCUGGUCAGUCUGAAGUGGAACCUGUAUGGAAAACACUAUUUCAGGCUGCUACUGCUGCUGUACCUCUUGUACAUCGGGACCUUCACGCUGUGUUGUGUGUUUCGCCCUCUAAAGGAUAUUUCUGAAAACUACACACGCUCAGACAUGGACAAAACCAUCAAGAUCCAAAAGACACUCAACGAGAGUUAUGUGGUUUAUGGAGACAGAUUGCGGCUGGCAGGAGAAAUCAUCAGCGUUCUAGGAGCUUUUGUCAUCCUGGUUUUGGAGAUUCCUGAUAUACUGAGAGUGGGAGCAAAGCGAUAUUUUGGCCAAACUGCACUGGGGGGACCUUUUCAUGUCAUCCUGAUCAGCUAUGCCUCGUUGGUGGUGCUGCUGUGUGUUUUCAGAGCCUGUGAGGUGCAGGGGGAGGCCGAGGUGAUGGCGGUGUGUUUAGUCCUCGGAUGGUGCAACGUCAUGUUCUUCGCCCGCGGCUUCGAAAUGCUCGGUCCCUAUGUUAUCAUGAUACAGAAAAUUAUAUUUGGAGACCUCACAAAGUUUAUGUGGCUGAGUUUCAUCGUGCUCACUGGGUUUUCCACCUCCCUAUGGAUGGUGUACAUGACGCAGGAUCCAGAUUCCCUCCCUUCAUACCGCUCCUUCCCCAUCACCCUCUUCUCCCAGUUUGAGCUCAGUGUGGGGCUCAUUGAUCUCCCCGUGGAUAACACAAUCAAUACUCCCCCCAUCGUCCAUGUGCUGCAUGUCACCUUCUCUGUGGUCUCCUACAUCCUGCUGCUCAACCUGCUGAUUGCCAUGAUGAGCGACACACACUGGAGGGUAGCUCAGGAGCGAGAUGAGCUCUGGAGAACUCAGGUGGUGGCUACAACUCUGAUGCUCGAGAGGAGACUUCCCCGCUGUUUGUGGCCUCGUCUCGGAGUUUGCGGGCUUAACUAUGGCCUGAAGGAGCGCUGGUAUCUCAGGGUAGAGGACAGAAAUGACCCCAUGAUGCAAAAGAUGCGUCGUUACAUCAAAGUCUUCUCAAAGGAGGAUGAAAAGGAGGGACUGGAGAAGUCCGACACAAUGAAGGAAACGCCGAUUCUCAGGCCAAAAAACAGAGGAUGUAACAACAGGCGGGCUCUGGCCGGUUGGGAGGUGAUUCGUCACAGUGCUUUAGGUUUGGAGAUGGAGAAGGAGGAUGCAGAGGAGGACCAGGACAUCAAAUAUGUUUGAAAUGAUUUUCUGAGACCUUCCUUCAGCUUAAAACCCUAAACAUUUGGACUAGACGCAAAGUCUUGAUGCGUUUCAUGAACUUGAAAAAGAAGAUUAUUCUUUCUAUUUCUAUAUACAGUAUAUAUAGUCAACAGUGCAAUUAUUCCUGCAGUAUUAUGCAAUAGAAAAGAGUGUGUUAUUUUUAUAGUGAUAUAUAAAGUAGGGGAAACAGUAAUAUAUGCUCAACUAGAAUAAAGUGACAGAUUCUACUCAUAUUGUAGUUGGAUGACUUCUUUAAUAUGAUAAUAAAAACAUUUUUAAGACAAACUUACUGGGCUUCAUUCAUAUUCAGCCGGAAAUUGUAUCAUACAGUAUAAACCAGUAAUGUUCAUGCGAUUAGAGCACAAGAAUGAAAAAAUUUGGUGCAAAAUAUGCACAAGUUUAUAAGAAAAUACAGCUUUGAAAAUUGAGCAACACAGCUUAUCAAAAGUUAAAUAUAAAACUAUUAGUUAAGAAGCUUCAUUAUCUCUCUUUGCUGGACACUGCUGAUUGGAUAUGACAUGGAAACUCAAAUCAUUUUCUUUGUUACGGAGGAAGUGAUUAUUUUUCUGUUUGAAGCCGCAGAUGCCAUCACAUCUGCAGAUGGCAGAUGAAGUAGGUGGAGGAUUGACAGUUAGCUCUGAUCCAGUUCUUCUUAGAACGACUCUCAGUGUUGAGGAGAGCGCAGUCCCCGCCUGCGCUAGCGUCUGUCCAGUAACUGCAAACAUAAGAAAAGAAAAAGAGUAUUGGACUAUGAUCACAAGGCAUUGUCAUCAUUUUAAGUGAAUGAGAAAGAGAAUAAAGCCUUGACUUUGCUUGGAAAAGGUCCAAAAUGCAGAUGUAAGAAACACAAGGUGAGAUUUGUUCCAUAGGGUUAGUACAGAGUGUUUAGAGAAAGAAGAUUUUAUGAAGAAUUAAUGUUAUAUUUCUAUAAACUGUUUUGAUCCAUUUUGCUUUUCUUAAAAAAUAAGUGUAGAACACAUGUGUAUAUACCAACACAUAAAAAUGUCGAAAUAUUUCCUACAAAACGUAGAAGAAGUGAAACACAUGCUUGUUACUAAUGCACAGGUUGGGUUGGGUUUUUUUUUUUUAGAUGUGGCAAGAAGAAAUGCAAUAUAGAAAAACUUGGUAUAUGUAUAAUACAUAAGUGGAUGUAUUCAGUAAAUAAUUUAAAUUAAAUGUCUCUAGAGCAGUUGUGGGAACAUUUUUCUUUUCAUAGGGCUGUAUUCCCACAGCUGAACUUGACAAAGGGCCAUGUACUGGACAAUUUAGUGAAAGAAUGAACAAGUUAAUUACAAAAUUAGCUCAGUUUAUCAUUUCCAUUAUUUAUUUAAUUCUCAGAUGGUUUAUUCAAUUCCACAAGCUUGCAGUAUAGUUUUUUUGGUAAAUCACUUCUGCAAAUUUGUUUGCAGCCAACUAUUUCAACGAGGCGUUUUCUUCAUUUAACAUCAGUGAGACAUUUGUACGAGAGUUAAUGCCUAAUUAAAACAAACAUUCUUCAAAACAUCAUCACUCAAUUUGCAAUCUAUACUUUUGACAAAUAGUGGAUAAAGUCACAACUUUCUGAAAAAACUUUGCAUCUGAAGCCUUUUUUUCAAGUGGUUAUUAGUCCCGUCUGAUUGUAGACCGCUGGCUUUGCU
Messenger RNA from Cololabis saira (Pacific saury), 4161 nucleotides. RefSeq names its product transient receptor potential cation channel, subfamily V, member 6 (gene trpv6). The transcript is spliced from 17 exons. Gene Ontology annotation, biological process: calcium ion import across plasma membrane. The coding region runs from base 350 to 2503 and encodes 717 amino acids. The record is from RefSeq and is a predicted model, not a curated record. Gene Ontology annotation, cellular component: membrane. Gene Ontology annotation, molecular function: protein binding; calcium channel activity. NCBI's taxonomy places the organism in Eukaryota, Metazoa, Chordata, Actinopteri, Beloniformes, Belonidae.